Molecule: messenger RNA, 1555 nt
Organism: Tachysurus fulvidraco (yellow catfish)
Lineage: Eukaryota; Metazoa; Chordata; Actinopteri; Siluriformes; Bagridae
Gene: crhr2
Product: corticotropin-releasing factor receptor 2
Exons: 12
Coding region: 231-1448 (405 amino acids)
Biological process (GO): long-term synaptic potentiation; cell surface receptor signaling pathway; adenylate cyclase-modulating G protein-coupled receptor signaling pathway
Cellular component (GO): axon terminus; dendrite; plasma membrane
Molecular function (GO): G protein-coupled peptide receptor activity; corticotropin-releasing hormone receptor activity; corticotrophin-releasing factor receptor activity
Source: RefSeq, a predicted model, not a curated record
UACGUAGUGCACUCAUCAUCCACAUCAUCCACUGAUUGGGAUGGAGUCGGUAAGCGUGCGCGCGUGUGUAAUAAUAUGCGGUGUGUAAAUGUGUGCGUCGCGCCCGCGCGCGCGCUGGUUUCGCAGAGGUGAUUUAAAGCUGAGUUGAGCGCCGAGGAGGAAAAACAUCUCGACACCCGUCUCCCUGAAGGUCCAGUAUCUGCAAAAAAACUAAACCCAGGCAGUGAUUAAUGGAGGUCAGUCUGCUGGAGCUGCUCAAUGUGGAGGUGAACUGCAGCCUCGCGGACGCGUUUGGAGACGCUGCGUUCGGAAACGCGUCAGACUUUCUAUACUGCAACGCCACGGCGGAUGAGAUCGGCACGUGCUGGCCGAGGAGCGGCGCGGGGAGAGUGGUGGCGCGGCCGUGUCCCGACUUCAUCAACGGGGUCAAGUACAACAGCACCAGGAACGUGUACAGAGAAUGCCUGGAGAACGGCACAUGGGCUUUCAAGAUCAACUACUCCAGCUGUGAGCCCAUUUUAGAGGAAAAGAGAAAGUAUCCAGUGCACUACAAGAUCGCGCUCAUCAUCAACUACCUGGGUCACUGUAUAUCUGUGGGAGCUCUCGUCAUCGCCUUCAUCCUCUUCCUGUGCUUGAGGAGCAUCCGGUGUUUGCGGAACGUAAUUCACUGGAAUUUAAUAACCACCUUCAUCCUGAGGAACAUCAUGUGGCUUCUGCUACAACUCAUCGACCACAACAUCCACGAAAGGAACGAGCCGUGGUGUCGCCUCAUAACCACAGUCUAUAACUAUUUUGUGGUGACGAAUUUUUUCUGGAUGUUCGUAGAAGGCUGUUAUCUUCACACGGCCAUCGUCAUGACCUACUCCACCGACAAACUCCGAAAGUGGGUGUUCCUCUUCAUCGGCUGGUGUAUCCCGUGUCCGAUCAUCAUCGCGUGGGCCGUCGGGAAGCUGUACAACGAAAACGAACAGUGCUGGUUUGGGAAAGAACCAGGAAAGUACAUGGACUACAUUUAUCAGGGUCCUGUAAUUGUUGUUCUGCUGAUAAACUUUGUGUUCCUGUUCAACAUCGUGCGCAUCCUGAUGACGAAGCUGCGAGCCUCCACCACGUCAGAGACCAUACAGUACAGGAAAGCGGUGAAGGCCACGCUGGUGCUGCUUCCUCUGCUCGGCAUCACCUACAUGCUGUUCUUUGUGAAUCCGGGGGAUGAUGACAUCUCACAGAUCGUCUUUAUUUAUUUCAAUUCUUUCCUGCAAUCCUUUCAGGGUUUCUUCGUCUCUGUGUUUUACUGCUUCCUCAACGGUGAGGUACGCUCUGCAGUAAGGAAACGUUGGCACCGAUGGCAGGAUAACCACGCUCUCCGUGUUCGGGUUGCCAGGGCGAUGUCCAUCCCUACAUCACCUACUCGCAUCAGUUUCCACAGCAUUAAACACACCACUGCUGUGUGACACGCACACACACAAACACACACAGACACAGACACGCGCGCACACACACACACAGACACACACACUCACACAAACGCUCACACACAGACACACACAUACACACACAC